AUGGAAGCAUCACUUCAACCAUUGAUCGGGUUGUAUAGGCCUCAUAAUUUAGGAGGGCUUUACUACGGGCCAGAUGUGGUUAGGAAUCAGAUUCGUUCAGUGUUACGGUCUGAAACUUCGAAGGCUUUCAUCGUCACAGGCUGUUCACUUGCAACGAAAACGCCACUCAUCGCAGACCUUGAAACAUUGCUAGGACCAGAAAACCACGCCGGUACUUUCAGUGGUAUUAAGCAACAUGCAGGUGCUACAGAACUCGAAGAGCUGACUGAGUUGGUCACGCAACACAAUGCGAUUGAUACCAUUAUCUCCGUUGGUGGUGGCUCGCCAAUUGACAGCGCUAAAGCCAUCAUUUUCCGGGUUCAUCAAAAAACCCAACAAUGGUUGACCCAUAUCACAAUACCCACAACCUUAUCUGCGGCUGAGUGUACUAUAAUCGCAGGCUACACAGGAUACGACGGUGUCAAGACGAGUGUGAGCCAUCCAAAGCUUUACCCUUCAUACAUCUUCUAUGAUCCUAAGUUCGGUCUUCACACGCCGCCCAGGUUGUUUCUAUCUACAGGUAUUCGUGCCCUCGAUCAUGCAGUCGAGAUUCAGUAUCAACCGUGUACAACAAAAAUGCCCACUCGAAUGAUGACUUUAAGCUCCAUCUCAGAGCUCUUUCGACUACUGCCACAAUACAAAACUGACCCUAAGAAUGAGGAUGUGAUCACCGGGUUAUUCCUAGCGGCGUACGCGAGCUUAGGCUUUCUUGGUCAGAACCUGGUACCAGCCCUAAUGCUCUCACACACGUUAGGUUACGCACUCGGUUCGCCCUACGCAAUCCCCCACGGCGUUACAUCGUGCAUUACUCUGGGAGGAACUGUAAAGCUGGUGGCAAGGCUGAAAAAAGAGAAUGCACGGAAUCUUUCAGCGAUACUUCCUCACAUUGGUGAAAAGCAGUCGGGCAACAAUAUACAAGACUGCGAUAGCGUUGGAGAUCGUAUCCUGCAACUGGUAGACCUUUUGGGCCUUCAGACUACAUUGACGGAGUACGAGGUUGGGACGGACCAAUUAGACAUUAUCGCUGCAAGAUCUUUGCGACUGGACCCAGGAAAAGACAUCCUAUCUCAAGACAAGGAGUUGUUCGAUUGUGUCAGAGAGUUCGUCAGGAGCCUAUGGUGA
Exophiala bonariae is the source of this 1161-nucleotide messenger RNA. RefSeq lists its product as uncharacterized. Gene Ontology annotation, molecular function: alcohol dehydrogenase (NAD+) activity; metal ion binding. Bases 1 to 1161 code for a protein of 386 amino acids. The transcript has a single exon. Gene Ontology annotation, cellular component: mitochondrion. The record is from RefSeq and is a predicted model, not a curated record. Lineage: Eukaryota; Fungi; Ascomycota; Eurotiomycetes; Chaetothyriales; Herpotrichiellaceae.